This is a messenger RNA of Lucilia sericata (common green bottle fly), 1571 nucleotides long. Its product is annotated as molybdopterin synthase catalytic subunit-like. The transcript has 2 exons. The record is from RefSeq and is a predicted model, not a curated record. Gene Ontology annotation, biological process: Mo-molybdopterin cofactor biosynthetic process. Gene Ontology annotation, molecular function: molybdopterin synthase activity. The coding region runs from base 277 to 1506 and encodes 409 amino acids. Gene Ontology annotation, cellular component: cytosol. Lineage: Eukaryota; Metazoa; Arthropoda; Insecta; Diptera; Calliphoridae.
GUGUUGUGUUGUUACUGUAGCUGUGUGCUAACUUGUGGUAUCGUCGUCGUCGUAUUAUUGGUUGGUUGGUGGAUUCUUUGUGAAAAUUUUUUCUCAGUUUUCGUUGCUGCACUUUUUCUCCUUUAACACUAUCAAGGUAACCUACUACAACGAUUUGCAUUCAGGAGUCCAAUUAAGCGAAGGUGACGAAAUUGCUAUCAUACCACCCAUAUAUAAGUGGUGGAUAAUACCUAUUCAUAAGUAAAAAAUUGUGGGAUUGUGAUAAAACGGGAUAUAAUGAAUCAUUUGAUACUUACCCGCGAUAUUUUAAAUGUUGGCGAAAUUAGCAACACCGUUACCGCUGAAUCUUGUGGAGCAAUAUCAUUAUUUGUCGGUACGACCCGAGAUUGUUUUGAGGGAAAAAGGGUGUGUUCAGUAGAGUAUGAAGCCUACGAAGCAAUGGCCAUUAAACAAAUUGAACUUAUUUGUGAGGAACUUAGGCGUCAGUGGCCAGACAUAGUAAACAUCGCAAUAUGCCACCGUUUGGGUUUAGUAAAAGUUCGAGAGGUCAGUGUCGUCAUUGCUAUUUCUUCACCACAUCGUAAAACAUCAUUGGACGCAGUCGAGGUUGCAAUAGAUGAACUUAAGAAGCGUGUGCCGAUCUGGAAGAAAGAAUUAUACGAUGAAAAUGAAUCCACUUGGAAAGAGAAUAACGAAUAUCAAUUUGGUGGCAGUGAUAAUUUAAGUACUUUCGAUGAAAGAAUGUGCAGCGUUGAAGAUUCUAAUCCAUUACCGAGUCAGUUGAUACAAAUUUCUGCUUGUGAAAAUGAAAUUAAAAGACGUAUCCAAUGUUUUGUCGAAAAGAAACGCGAUGAAAUCGAUCUGUGUAAUAUUAUGGAUUUUACCGAUGUCAAACAACAAAAACAAGUUAAUUCCCCUCAAGAGCUAAUAAAUUAUGAAAACGACAAUAAUUCAAUGACUUGUGCAAGAGUAAAUAGUACCGUUGUUAAGCAGGAAUAUUCCAAAUGUCAUUUGAAAGUAAAAAAAGUGGAGAAUAAUAUUGGACCGCAAAUGCGCCCCGACUAUUUAAAUGCACUUGAUAAGCUUAUGGUUCCCAUUGAAAGAAAAAAGUUAGAAUUACAAAAGCAGUGCUCAUCACAUCGUUCAAUAAAAGAAGAACAUAUGAUGUUAAAAUAUCCAACUAUCAUAGAGAGAUUAGAAAACAUUGAAGAACACAUUAACGUGCCACAAUCUAAUGUCAAAAAUAUAUAUCAACGUAUAAAAGCCAUAGAAGAUCGCAUACUUUAUUUGGAAUCAAUAUCACCUGAGUAUCGUCACUUUUUGGUCGAAAAGUCUCAAAUUGGAGAGACGAGCAAUAACCUUGAAUCGCUAAAUGAAACUAUACAACCGGCUGGUUUAUUGGCAUAUGACAGAAAAAUGUAUUCUGUAACUGACAUAGAUACUAUCAUUAACAGUUUCGAAAAACGGGAUCUGGAUCAUCAAAAUACCAACAUUUUAGAUAAAUAAAUAUAAAACAAAUUACUUGUAUAAAAAAAAUAAAAGUACAUUACUUUUAAAACUUGCCAAAACUA